AUCCCGAAAACAAAAAUAUUCGAAAAACCUCUAGCGCAGCAGUCGCCAUGGACGAAUCCGCCAAGAAAGGUCUGGAAUCGAACGGUAGUGAUGCAGAGAUUCGAAAAAGCAGCAUUAGGAGAAUUUCCGUUGAAGGAUAUGACACCUCGCUUCGUAUAGAGGAUGUCGAUGAGGCUUUGAGAAAACAUUUUGCUUCAUGUGGAAAAAUAAUUCAUGUUUAUAUUCCCGGAAACAAUGAAUGGACGAUUCUCUGCAAAUACGCCUUCGUUUAUUUUAAUGAAGAAGAUGAAGAAAAGGCGUUGAGGCUUGAUGGACGUGACAUGGGAGGACAGAUUUUACAAAUUAAGUCUUACCCGUUUCACGAAACUUACCUUAAUGAUGUCGUGGACCCGAUGAAAGAUGAUAAUUUCAUUAUGUACCCAUUCAGGGUCGAGGUUGCGGGUUAUGACAAUUCCCUUCCUCUCGAUGUUGUCAAGAAGGAGAUAAAAGAAUAUUUCUCUGUAAAUCGUCCUUUUGCUCACCACCACAAAACCUCUUCUGCUGCUACCGAAAUCAAAUCUUACAUUAAUCUCACAGGUCAAGAGGCUGUAGACAAGGCUCUGGAACGUAGUGGACGUUCUGUGGGAGGCUUGAGUCUUGUAGUUACUAAGGUUUUUCCAAUUCAAUAUAACCCACCGCCGACUGGCUACAUUCCCCCACGUAUCUACAACACCUUCACUCAGGAGCAGAAAGACGAUCCUAAUCUAUAUUACACUAUUAUUGAGAGAAAGCAGAAGAAGAGUGAGCAGAAGAAGAGUGAGACGAAGAAGAAGAAGAAGACUAAGACCAGGGAGGGAAAUCAGAAGAAGAGGAGUGAGACCACGGAGGGAAAUCAGAAGAAGAAGAGCAAGACCAAGGAGGGAAAUCAGAAGAAAAAGGGAGUAGAAAUCUGAUUCUGAGGACAAGACAUGUGGUUUUUGUGAUAUAACUUGUGUGCAAUGCGACCCUUCUUUUCUUGUCUGGAUACUUGAAUGUUUUAUGCUUGUAUUUGCGUUGAUCUUUAAUAACCUAAGACGGAUCAGAUUUAAAAACC
Raphanus sativus (radish) is the source of this 1072-nucleotide messenger RNA. RefSeq lists its product as uncharacterized. Bases 48 to 932 code for a protein of 294 amino acids. Gene Ontology annotation, molecular function: RNA binding. The transcript has 7 exons. The record is from RefSeq and is a predicted model, not a curated record. NCBI's taxonomy places the organism in Eukaryota, Viridiplantae, Streptophyta, Magnoliopsida, Brassicales, Brassicaceae.